AUGGCCGAAACCAAUCCUAAGGUGCUUUCCAAUAGCACCUUAUACGAAGACAUCGUACUUCGUCGGACUGUCUGUACCUCAUACAACGUAGGUACCACGCGGUUGGUCUUCACCAUAGAUCGACCUUUGAGCUGCAGCUAUGCCGCCCAGUCGCUCACUCAGGAUCCAGGAACCUGGGCACCUACUCAGUCCGUCCUGUUUGUCCAGGACAGGUCCCGCUACUUUGUACGAUCACCCUCCCGGCUGACCCCUCGUUCCCCCUCUUCCCCUUCUCCGCUCGCGUCUUCCGGUCUCUCAGUCGCAGAUUCUCGCCAGAUAGAUCCCACGACAUCGACCCGCCGUCCUACACCUCACCACCUCCACUUCCUGCCUGCUUCUGCUCUCUCCACCUCAGUUACUUCACCUCCUUCUCCUGCUGCUGCUACUGCUAUUUUCGAACCGGCUGUGAGUUCAGACGAAUGCAACACAACACAAGAUAGCCCGGACCAAGACGAGAGAACCGGUUCAAUAAGACAACCAACCAACCAACCAACCGCCUGGCCCUCACUCAACAAGGCAUCUCCAGACGAGCAAAGAGAGGGUCGACUCUGUAGCGGGCUUCCUGGUACGUACUCAAACUCGUCUUGUCGUCUCAACGUCAUGUCCAUUCCGCCUUCCCGCCUGUGUCUAUCGUCCCGAGCCAACAUCGUCGCCUCACAGCCCCCGUCCUCGUCUCUCCCAUUCAUUACCUCUACCCCUCCCGGCCUCGUCGCCGUCCCCUUGCCCCCGUCUCCCCCUCCGUGCUUCAUAGGCACGCAAACAACACGGCAGCCCCCCUUCGACGAAGACGAACCCAAGCACAAGUAG
Messenger RNA from Colletotrichum higginsianum IMI 349063, 846 nucleotides. RefSeq lists its product as uncharacterized. Bases 1 to 846 code for a protein of 281 amino acids. The transcript is spliced from 4 exons. NCBI's taxonomy places the organism in Eukaryota, Fungi, Ascomycota, Sordariomycetes, Glomerellales, Glomerellaceae. The record is from RefSeq and is a predicted model, not a curated record.